GCCGCGCCGCCAUGUUGUCGGAGUGAGCGGCCGGGGAGAGGCAGCGGCGAGCGGCCGGGGGGGGCCCGGCAUCCGUCUGCAUCCGAGCGCUCCGCCCGUGUUGGUGGAAUGAGCGUAGCGUGCGUUUUGAAGAGAAAAGCAGUUCUGUGGCAGGACUCGUUCAGCCCCCACCUGAAGCAGCACGCUCAAGACACAGCCAGCCCCACCAUGCCUGUGGUACUGACAUCUGGCACAGGCUCGCAGGCUCAGCCCCAGCCAGCUGCAAACCAGGCCCUUGCAGCAGGGACACACUCCAGCCCCGUGCCAGGAUCCAUAGGAGUGGCGGGGCGCUCCCAGGACGACGCCAUGGUGGAUUAUUUCUUCCAGAGGCAGCACGGGGAGCAGCUCGGGGGAGGAGGCAGCGGCGGCGGCGGCUACAACAACAGCAAACACCGCUGGCCCACCGGGGACAACAUCCACGCAGAGCAUCAGGUGCGUUCCAUGGACGAGCUGAAUCACGAUUUCCAGGCGCUGGCUCUGGAGGGACGGGCUAUGGGAGAGCUGUUGCCGGGUAAAAAGUUUUGGGAAUCUGAUGAUUCCAGCAAAGAUGGACCAAAAGGGAUAUUUCUGGGAGAUCAGUGGAGAGACAGUGCUUGGGGAACAUCAGAUCACUCUGUUUCCCAGCCAAUCAUGGUUCAGAGAAGACCUGGGCAGGGUUUCCACGUGAACAGCGAGGUGAACUCGGUGCUGUCCCCGCGCUCCGAGAGCGGAGGGCUGGGGGUGAGCAUGGUGGAGUACGUGCUGAGCUCAUCUCCUGGAGACUCCUGCCUAAGGAAAGGAGGAUUUGGGCCAAGGGAUGCAGAGAGUGACGAGAAUGACAAAGGGGAUAAGAAAAGCAAGGGCACGUUUGAUGGAGAUAAAUUGGGAGAUCUGAAGGAGGAGGGGGAUGUGAUGGAUAAAUCCAAUGGUUUGCCUGUCCAGAACGGGAUCGAUGCCGACGUCAAAGACUUCAGCCGCACGCCCGGGAACUGCCAGAACUCGGCCAGCGAGGUGGAUCUGCUGGGCCCCAACCAGAACGGCUCCGAGGGGCUGGCCCAGCUGGCCAGCACCAACGGGGCCAAGCCCGUGGAGGAUUUCUCCAACAUGGAAUCCCAGAGCGUGCCCCUGGACCCCAUGGAGCACGUGGGCAUGGAGCCGCUGCAGUUCGAUUACUCCGGCACUCAGGUCCCCGUGGACUCGGCUGCUGCCACCGUGGGGCUCUUUGACUACAAUUCCCAGCAGCAGCUGUUCCAGAGGCCCAGCUCGCUGGCCGUGCAGCAGCUGAUGCUGUUCCAGAGGCCCAGCUCACUGGCCGUGCAGCAGCUGAUGGUGCUCAGUUUCAGGGUGUCUGUGCCCGGUGUCAGGGUGUUGCUGUUCCAGAGGCCCAGCUCACUGGCCGUGCAGCAGCUGAUGGUGCUCAGUUUCAGGGUGUCUGUGCCCGGUUUAGCUCCCGCUGCCUUCGUUCCCAACCCCUACAUCAUCAGCGCGGCGCCUCCGGGGACCGAUCCCUACGCGGCCGGGCUGGCGGCAGCUGCCACGUUAGGCCCGGCUGUGGUGCCUCACCAGUACUAUGGAGUCACUCCCUGGGGAGUUUAUCCCGCCAGCCUCUUCCAGCAGCAAGCGGCCGCCGCCGCCGCCGCCACCAACUCUGCCAACCAGCAAACCACGCAGCAAACCCAGCAGGGCCAGCAGCAGGUGCUCCGUGGAGGAGCCAGCCAGCGUCCCCUGACUCCCAACCAGAACCAGCAGGGCCAGCAGACGGAUCCUCUGGUGGCCGCCGCUGCCGUCAACUCCGCGCUCGCCUUCGGCCAGGGGCUGGCAGCAGGAAUGCCAGGUUACCCAGUGCUGGCUCCUGCUGCUUACUACGACCAAACCGGAGCCCUCGUGGUCAACGCUGGGGCCAGGAACGGCCUGGGGGCUCCUGUGCGCCUGGUGGCCCCUGCCCCUGUCAUCAUCAGCUCCUCUGCAGCCCAGGCAGCGGUGGCGGCGGCGGCGGCGUCGGCCAACGGAGCGGCCGGGGGGCUGGCAGGGACCACCAACGGCCCCUUCCGGCCCCUGGGCACGCAGCAGCCUCAGCCCCAGCCCCAGCAGCAGCCCACCAACAACCUGGCCUCCAGCUCCUUCUACGGCAACAACUCCCUGAGCAGCAACUCGCAGAGCAGCUCGCUGUUCUCGCAGGGCUCUGCCCAGCCCAACACCUCGCUGGGCUUCGGCAGCAGCUCCUCCCUGGGAGCCACGCUGGGCUCCGCGCUGGGCGGCUUCGGCACCGCAGGGGGGCUGACGAACGGCAGUGGCCGUUACAUCUCAGCGGCGCCGGGCGCGGAGGCCAAGUACCGCAGCGCGAGCAGCGCGUCGAGCCUGUUCAGCCCCAGCAGCACGCUGUUCCCGUCGUCCCGCCUGCGCUACGGCAUGUCGGACGUCAUGCCCUCGGGCCGCAGCCGCCUGCUCGAGGACUUCCGCAACAACCGCUACCCCAACCUGCAGCUGCGCGAGAUCGCCGGCCACAUCAUGGAGUUCUCGCAGGACCAGCACGGAUCCAGGUUUAUUCAGCUGAAACUGGAGCGUGCCACCCCGGCAGAGCGUCAGCUGGUGUUCAACGAGAUCCUGCAGGCAGCCUAUCAGCUCAUGGUGGAUGUCUUCGGCAAUUACGUCAUCCAAAAGUUCUUUGAGUUUGGCAGCCUGGAGCAGAAGCUGGCACUGGCAGAGCGCAUCCGUGGCCACGUGCUGUCCCUGGCCCUGCAGAUGUACGGCUGCAGGGUGAUCCAGAAGGCCCUGGAGUUCAUCCCCCCAGACCAGCAGAACGAGAUGGUUCGGGAGCUGGACGGGCACGUGCUCAAGUGCGUCAAGGACCAGAACGGGAACCACGUGGUGCAGAAGUGCAUCGAGUGUGUGCAGCCUCAGUCCCUGCAGUUCAUCAUCGAUGCCUUCAAGGGCCAGGUGUUCGCUCUGUCCACGCACCCCUACGGCUGCCGGGUGAUCCAGAGGAUCCUGGAGCACUGCCUGCCCGAGCAGACCCUGCCCAUCCUGGAGGAGCUCCACCAGCACACGGAGCAGCUGGUGCAGGAUCAGUACGGGAAUUACGUUAUCCAGCACGUCCUGGAGCACGGCCGGCCCGAGGACAAGAGCAAGAUCGUAGCAGAAAUCAGAGGCAACGUGCUUGUGUUGAGUCAACAUAAAUUUGCCAGUAACGUGGUGGAGAAGUGUGUGACGCACGCGUCGCGCACGGAGCGCGCCAUGCUCAUCGACGAGGUGUGCACCAUGAACGACGGCCCCCACAGUGCCUUAUACACCAUGAUGAAGGAUCAGUACGCCAACUACGUGGUGCAGAAGAUGAUCGACGUGGCAGAGCCGGCCCAGAGGAAGAUUGUCAUGCACAAGAUCCGGCCCCACAUCGCCACCCUGCGCAAAUACACCUACGGGAAGCACAUCCUGGCCAAGCUGGAGAAAUACUACAUGAAGAACGGGGUGGACCUGGGGCCCAUCUGCGGCCCCCCCAACGGCAUCAUCUGAGCCCAGCCCCCCUCCAGAGGCACUCCAGGAUCCCAGAACCCAUCCCAGGAAUCCAUCCCAGGAAUCCAUCCCAGGAAUCCAUCCCAGGAACCCAUCCCAG
Messenger RNA from Pseudopodoces humilis (Tibetan ground-tit), 3628 nucleotides. Lineage: Eukaryota; Metazoa; Chordata; Aves; Passeriformes; Paridae. The record is from RefSeq and is a predicted model, not a curated record.